This is a messenger RNA of Camarhynchus parvulus, 485 nucleotides long. It is a transcript of the gene SPC24, whose product is annotated as SPC24 component of NDC80 kinetochore complex. The annotation marks the transcript as partial. The record is from RefSeq and is a predicted model, not a curated record. Lineage: Eukaryota; Metazoa; Chordata; Aves; Passeriformes; Thraupidae. The transcript is spliced from 4 exons.
GGCUCCUGCCCGGCCCCGGGCGCCCCUGCCGGGCAGCGGCUCCGGGGCCGCGGGCAGGAGCUGGACACGGAGCUGGGCCGGGCCCAGGGCAGCCUGAGCAGCGCCAGGGACACAACCCAGGCGCUGCGCCGGGCCCUGCAGGAGCUGCAGGCGCAGCUGCAGCAGCUGGAGCAGAACCAGGAGGAGGAGGAUGAGCACAGCCUUCCUCCCGACGUGUACGUGGCCCAGCUGUACUACGAGAUCAGCCGGAUCGACUGGGACUGCAGCGCCGAGCCCGGGCGCAUCCGAGGGGUUCACUACGGCCCUGACAUCGCCGUGCCCCUGGACCUGGACGGGGCUCAGCACUCGGGGACGUUCGUCAGCGACUUCCUCUGGGGGCUGGUGCCCACCGAGUGGCGACCCCGGAGACCCCCGGUGCUGCCCAGGGAGCCGCUGGCACCGUGACCCCCUCACUGUUACCCAGGGCGUGAGACCCCUCCCCAUUA